Scleropages formosus (Asian bonytongue) is the source of this 3319-nucleotide messenger RNA. It is a transcript of the gene gfra3, whose product is annotated as GDNF family receptor alpha 3. Gene Ontology annotation, biological process: nervous system development. The record is from RefSeq and is a predicted model, not a curated record. The transcript is spliced from 8 exons. NCBI's taxonomy places the organism in Eukaryota, Metazoa, Chordata, Actinopteri, Osteoglossiformes, Osteoglossidae. Gene Ontology annotation, cellular component: external side of plasma membrane; signaling receptor complex. Gene Ontology annotation, molecular function: signaling receptor activity. Bases 367 to 1965 code for a protein of 532 amino acids.
CUGACUUAUUGCGGGCGGAGCGGAGAAAGGUGACGAUGUGAUGUUCGGAUGACUCGGGAUUCCUGAUGUUCUCCAAUACGCGCUAGCGCGAGGCGCCUGGAGCGACGCACAGCGCGAGAGAAACUUGGUCGCGGCGGCUCGCGAUCCUUCUGUUCCCUGGCGCAUCUCCGGGCGGCGUGGGCUUCGCCUCCGACUGAGAGACGAGGCAGGGUGUCCAGGGCAAAUCCGCCGCCGGGGGGGGGCUGGAUGGUCGUCCCGGGUGGCCGCUCUCAGCUCGGGGGCCACUGAGGUGCCGCGAACUCCACGCCGUGGGCUCCACUCAUCCAGCGCGUGGCUCCUUCGCAGCGCUCCUCCACGCUCAUCAUCAUGAUCAUCGUCGGGCUGCUGCUCAGCGUUUUCGUCCGUGGCAGCGCACAGGCCUCCGCACCCUUCUCCGCGCCUGUCAUCGACUGCCUGGAUGCGGUGGCGGGCUGCGCCUCGGACCCCGGGUGCGAGGCCCUGUACCGGGUGCUGGAGUACUGCGCCUCCGAGGAGGCCGUGUCCCCCCUGGGGCCCGACGCCGGGCGCGAGUGCCUGGAGGCCCGGAACUCCCUGCAGCAGUACCGCCCCCUGCUGUCCUGCAAGUGCCACCGUGGCUCACGCAUGGAGGAGGCGUGCCUCAGGGUCUACUGGAACGUGAGGUUCUCGCAGGGCUUUGAUGAGUACGAUUCGUCUCCAUACGAGGACUUUGAACUGGAGCUGGUGAGACACAUUGAAAUGUCACGCAUGGCAUCCAUUGUGGCAGCCUCCUCUCUCCCCCCGAACGGGCAGAACCAGUGCUUGAAGGCGGCGCAGGACUGCGGCCUGUACGAGAAGUGCGGCUCGCUGCGCUCCGAGUACGUCCUCGCCUGCACCAAGAGGGCGCCCGGCUCCGACCACUGCAACCGGCAGAAGUGCCACCGGGCCCUGCGGCGCUUCCUGGAGCGCGUGCCCGAGGAGUACAGCUUCGGCGUGCUCUUCUGCCCCUGCACCGACACGCUGUGCGGCGAGCGACGCCGCAAGACCAUCGUGCCCUCCUGCUCCUACGAGGAACGCAACGGAAAGCCCAACUGCCUGAGCCUGCAGAGCUUCUGCCUGAAGGACGAGCUGUGCAGGUCGAGGCUGGCCGAUUUCCAGCAUAACUGCCAACCCUCCACGCUGUCGCCCUCGGGCUGUCUGAGAGAGAGCGGCGCUGUGUGUCUGAAGGCCUACGCCGGACUCAUAGGCACCAUCAUGACACCCAACUAUGUGAGCAACAGCAGCGUGGAGGUGUCACAGUGGUGCAACUGCGAGGGCAGCGGGAACCAGUGGCAGGACUGUUUCCGCAUCCUGCACAUGUUCAACAACAACGGCUGCCUGCGAAACGCCAUCAGUGCAUUGGGCAGCUUGCCCCCCCGGCCGGUGGAAAGCACCCCGCCCCCGCCCCCCCGGCCGUCCCCUCGCAUCCAGCAGGAGGACGUGAACGGCAACGCUCUCCCGGAGCUCAGCACGGUGGAAAAGAGCGAAGAAGUGGAAGAGGAGGAAGUGGAGCCGCAGGAGGAGGGGGAGGAGGACGGCGGCGAGUUCAACGUGAUACCGCUCUACUCGGAGAAGGCCACCGAGUCCAACGAGCCUUCGGGAGCCCGGGGAGUCCACCGGGGGGGGCGCCGGCACCGCUGUGUCCAUGUUGCCUCUGCUGCUGCUGCUUCCCCUCACCAUCAUGCUGAGCUAAGGGUUGUGGUGGUCACCUGGACCCCCCUCUGCACCUCACCACCUCCACCUUGCCACACACACACACACACACACACACACACACACACACACAGAGAUGGUGAACAAGGAGUGGAGAAAGGGGGCUGCAGGAUGCAGAGCAGAGAAGUUGGGAAAGAGAGGAUGAGCGAUCCGAGGGACUGGGAACCACCCUCCCCCCUUCGUUGUUUUUCCUCCUCCCGUACAAAUCGUCCGUAGUGUGUAAACCUGUCAUUAACCGCCUUUUCUCCCGGCGCUCAGAAGGCUGUAAUCAGCAGGACAUGGAUGAGCAAACAGUCAAACACACUGCUGCGUAGCAAAGUAAGAGUAGAUAAGGUCACGUGUGGUCAGGGUGAAUCGGUGUGUCUCACACACACACGCACGCACGCACACACACACACACGCACACACACAUGCACACACACACGCGUGUCUGACGCAGAUCCCUCCAGCAUCCUCACAUCCCGUCACGCUUGUAGGAGUAAGAAAAAAAACAUUGCUAAAUGGUAAUAAUGGCUGCUGAAAAACAAGACGACAUAUUUUUGUUUGGAAUGAAUGACUAAUUUCAGCGUUUAAUCCGCAUUACGUUAUUCUGGCUGCGUAAGAGUCCUGGAAGCGGGAGGCGUUAUUCUUCAACACAGAUUUCCCCUCUUCGCUCUUUCUACUUCUCCGCGUCCCCUGCCCUUCGGACACACUUUCUUUUCGGGACGGUCCGUCUCUUUUUCUGCCGGCAUCAUUUCUGGGAGAGCCCGUCGACUCAAAGCCCACCGCACAUUUCAUGCUGCGAUUCGCGUUCAAAGACGAAGGGCACCGAUUCCACCGCCGCGGCUAACGCUCCCGGCCUCCGAGCUCUGCUGCUCCAGUUGGGACGUUGCCUUGAAGUUUGUAGGACAAUGGCUUAAAUAUACAACGUCGGGCCGAGUCGAGUUAAGGAAGGGAGCAGGGGGCAGAGAGCGAGGCAGAGCUGAGCCCGUAACGCUGAUAAACUGGACCCCCCCCACCACCACCACCCCCCAGUCCCCGUUCUCCCGGCUGGCGCGCACCUCCGACCCCCAGCUAUUAAACAUCAGAUACGGCAACCUUCCCUUUUAUCGCUUUAUCCGCCGCUCUCUUUAAUUUCGGCACUGCACGGGUCUGAGAGUUUAACCACAGGCAUCAAUAAGUAGGAGAAAACUUAAUAACAACAAAAGCAGAAACAAUAUGAGUAAUAAAACAAAAGAGGGGCGAGCGAGGCAGGGUUUCCACCGGCGGGGAGGAGGAACCAAUUUGGAUGCGUCCGGUCCCCUUUUCGGGAUGUUGUUUUAGUUUCGGACAGAUAAUAGGACCGCGGAGCAAAACAUUUAUCUUCCGCGGUGUUGGAAGGGCCGGCGCGAGGGGAGCGCGUGCGUCCGUGCGUGCGUGCACGCGUGUGCAUGUGCGAGAGAGCGAGAGGCAGAAAUGGCACGAGAGGCGGAAGAAGGAGCGGCGAAACGGUGGAGGCGGGAGACCCUGAAGCACAAACAAGGCCGCGGAGCGCCAGACACUCCCCUCGCUCUUCCCCCCGCCUGAUCAAUCUUUUGCUGACGCUAAUGUU